AUGGCGGACACUAAGGGCACUUCGUACUCGACCGACCCCGCCCUCUACCUGUACACCUCUCUCACGGCCGGAUCCUCGCACAUCGUCACGGCGACCUCGCGACUAGAGACUAUCCUACGGGCUAAUAGAGUGCCGUUCAAAGCCAUAGACAUCGCUACAGACGAGAAAGCGCGUAUGCUAUGGGGUCGAAGGGCAGGCAAGGAUGAGGGCGGACGGGUACGCAAGCUACCCGGCCUGGUGCAGAUGGGGUUGGUCCUUGGCGAUCUAGUCGAGAUCGAAGAGUGGAACGAGUACGGCGAGCUGAAGCAGCACGUCACCAUCUACUACGACGACUUCACCAUCCCGACCAAGAGCCAAGCGCCGCCCCCCAUCGUCCCGAAAGCGAAGAAGCCGGCCGCGCCCCCCGCAGCACCACCCGCCGCCGGCGGAGCAGGAGCAGCAUCAAGCACAUCCGCCAAGCAGCCGCCCGCCGCCCCGGCCAUGCCCAAAGCCUCCGAGCUCACGGCGCAGAAGUCUAAGCUCUCGUCCGCGCCCGCCCCCGGCAGCGCCGCCAAGCCCACCCUUAGCAUCGCUGAAGAGGCGGCUAAGAAGGCGAAGCAGGUGCACCUCGACAGCCUGCGGGCCAAGGUAUACGGGAAGAAGGACGGCAGCGGGUCGGACACGGGGUCUAAGGAAUCCCUAUCCAAGUCGUCUACGACCGAGUCGGCGCGGGAGAGCAUGAGCAACCUGUCGCUCAAGGACAAGGACAAGGACAAGGACAAGGAGAAGGCGAAGGGCGCGGCGGGUCUGCAGUCGCCCACGACGGGGACGUGGAAGGGCGGGGUGCAGCCCGAGGAGAACCUGCGGCAGGUGCUCCAGAGCCCGACGACGGGCACCUGGAAGGCGGACGGCGAGAAGUCGGAGGAGUUCCAGGGUGCCGUCGUCGAGAACGCGUCCAAGGCGGAGAUAGCGGCCGUCGAGAAGGCGGAGGCUAUCCCCGAGGCGACGAGCUCGGAGGAGGAGGACAGCUCGGAGGAAGAGGAUUCGUCUGAAGAGGAGGAGGAUGAGGAGGAGUCCGAAGAUGAGAAGAAGGUGGUCACGAAGGAGGUUAAAAAGGAGGUGAAGAAGGAAGCUAAGAAGGAAGAGUCGGAGGAGGAAGACGACGAUGACGACGACGAGGAUGAUGAUGACGAUGAUGAUGAUGAAGAAGACGACGAGUCUGAUGAGGAAGAACAGGCCCAGCAGGACGAGAAGAGCAAGGCCAAGAAGCAGUAA
Molecule: messenger RNA, 1254 nt
Organism: Annulohypoxylon truncatum
Lineage: Eukaryota; Fungi; Ascomycota; Sordariomycetes; Xylariales; Hypoxylaceae
Exons: 2
Coding region: 1-1254 (417 amino acids)
Cellular component (GO): cytoplasm
Source: RefSeq, a predicted model, not a curated record